Molecule: messenger RNA, 1627 nt
Organism: Marchantia polymorpha subsp. ruderalis
Lineage: Eukaryota; Viridiplantae; Streptophyta; Marchantiopsida; Marchantiales; Marchantiaceae
Source: the annotation of a GenBank genome assembly
AGGCCAGUGCAAAACCCUAAGCCGGUGGCGCUCAACGCUUCCGAUUUCGAGGCUUACAGUGAGCCAUCGAAUCGACAGAGUUGCUGGUCGAAAUGACGUCGUGAGAAAUUCGAUGCGGGAGUGAUUGGGACCGGGUGCAGACAUGGAGGGCAUGACGGUGGUUCACGCCAAAAUUGGAGUGUUCUUACAUCCGUCCAGAGCAGCCAAUGUGAGGCAGGGCGUGCAUGAAAUCCUGAACUCUCUUCUCCUCAAGUUCAACGAGGAAUUUGACGGUGUGGUAUUGGGAUAUUUGAAACCUAAGAUAAUUGGACAAUCUGCGAGGAUCCUUGCCGGUCUCACUCCUUAUUUCCAUGUAAACUUGACAGCGAAGCUGCUCAUCUUCUCACCUUCUCCGGGAAUGUUGAUAGAGGGGAAGGUGAAUAAGAUCGAGAAAGACUAUAUCGGAGUUGUUGUCCUUGGACUGUUUAACGCCGCCAUUGGCGUUAGCGACAUCCGAGAAGAUCUUUACUAUGACGAAAAUCCCCAAGGACGAGCCUGGGUCAGCGAAUCUGAUGAGAGACACUCAAUAAGGCUGGGAAGUACCAUUAGGUUUGCAGUCAAAAGCUUGCAGGAAACUGAACAUAUUAUCGAUUUAUGUGGAUCUCUAGCAGAUCCGAAAACGGGUUGUGUUAACUGGAUUGAACUACCCUCCUUGACUCCGAGAAAGAAGUCCAAGUCAAAGUCAGCCGAAGAUAGAUCUACCCAUGAUGCGGACAGGAAGCAUAAGACCCCGAAGAAAGAGAAGUUGCUGUUGAAGUCUGAAGGAUCUUCAGAUGCGAAUGAUGUGGGGACAGCACUUAAGACACCGAAGGAGGAGCAUGGUGUGCAUAAUUCUUACGAGACUCCACACUCAAAUGAUGUAGCCAGAAAGGUCAAGACACCCAAGAGCGAGAGGGACCAUGCAAAUUCUUUUGAAACUCCAGACGUCUAUAAGAAGAAGAAGCGCGGACAUGUGCUAGAGGAGCCUAUCAAACCAAUGGUGAUUGAUUUAGAACCAGACGUAAUGCCGACACCUUCCACUUCCAGUGGUCAUAAACAUAAGAAGAGGAAAGAAGCGGAGAGUGUGCAAACUCCAGACGGGGUUCACCAUAAGAAAAAGAAAAAGAGAAGGGAUGUUGUGGAUACUGUGUAGUGUGAACACUACAGCGCACUGGCUUAAGUAGUUAACUAUUCUUGCGGGAUCUGUGUAUAGUUAGAUAGAGAGGUCUGCUCAUUCUUUCCCGGAGUUUCGUAGCUGUAGGUCUAAGAACCUUCUGUAUUAUAGAUGAGAAUGAAAACAAUCAUACCCUUUCGAAGGAGGUGAAACGGUUUUGAAGGUUGGUAAAUCAGCUAUCUGGUGCUGACCUGUAGUGGUUUUUGGAUGACCAAAGGAGACAGUCGGGGUGCCAUCCCCUGGGGAAAUGUUCACGAAACUUACGCCUUGUCUAAGUUAAACCCAAAAGUGUUGAAGUUACAGGUGUUAUGUACCGUCCAAGAGUGGAUAAAUCGAAAGAAAUUUACAGUGGUCUGUAGUCUGGAAAUGCGACUCUUUUAUUUUUCAAGGAAUUGAUAAUGGGUCUCCUCGGACUUCAGACGAAGUGCCUCCAGC